GAAUCCUGACGAUGCGACCUGGGAGGAGAUUCCACAGGCUGGUGAGGUACCGUCUGCCAGAGAGGGACACACUCUGUGUGUCGCUAAGGGACGGCUGUAUCUGUUUGGAGGAGCUUCCUGUCCCGACGCCGCUGAAUGUCUGCCGGGGGUCUACAGCUUCGACAUAGUGUCCCUCACCUGGGAGUGGUUAGCAGUUGGGGGCGUGGCCCCCAGGACCCUCAGGCACAGCUCUGUUGCUGUUGGAGACAACAUCUACACAUACGGAGGCGUUUUGAACGGCCAUCCAGCGGACGACCUCAUGCUCUUCAACACAGGUGGGGUCAGAGCUGUGCCCUGGCUGGUGAUCAGGUGUUCAUGUUUGGAGGUUGUGGAGUCGCGGGAGACUUCUGUAAAGACCUGUACGUUCUUUCUACAGAAAACCUGAUGUGGGAAAAACGGGACGUGAAAGGAGAAGCUCCUGCAGCCUGCAGCGGUCAAACCCUAACUGCACAUCAUGACAAGGACAUUUACCUUUUUGGAGGGAAAAGCACAAAGGAGGACGGCACGGUCACAUCAACCAAUGAAAUCCAUAAACUCAGUAUUGCAAAGAUGAAGUGGAAGGUUCCUCUGUACUUCGGGAUUCCUCCGGCCCGUCGACACGGACACUCUGCCUUCAUCCUCCACAGCCAUCUGUAUGUGUUUGGGGGGAAAAACGAAGAGCAGGAUUUUAAUGAUCUAAAGGUGAUGAAGUUGAUCAACCCCUCUGAAAGACAACCAGUGAUGAAGGAGAUUCUGUCGGAGUUUGGUCUCCAGGGCAUCAGUUACAGCUUCACUCCCACUAAAGUUCCUAACGUCCGCUAUGAGCUUGGUGGGGCAGUGAGUCCAGCCGUGCAGUCCAGGAGCCCUGCAGUCAGUGCACAGGUGAGUCUCCACAGAGACUUCAGUGCAGCUCGAGAUCAGGCUGGGAAGAUGAUUCAGACGGCCUUCGCCCUGUUAGACCAGGAGUUCCAGAAACUAGAAAGAGAGAGAUCGGAGCUGUCCACAGCUGCUGCUGCUCUGAGAGACGAGAAGAAAGCUCACGACGUUCGCAGGCAACAACAUCAGCAGGAGCUGCAGGAGAUGGUGGAAAGGCAUCGAUCCCAAAAUGAAGCAUGGCUUCGAGCAAGAGCUGAAGAAAAUGACAGAGAGAGGAGGGAGCUCUGCAGACUCAGGGAGGAGGUGCAGCAGGAGCAGGAGAGGCUGAGGGAGGAGAACAUCAACAUCCAGAAGCGCAGCGAACACCUUCUGUCCAUCAUGCAGCAGUUCAGAGGAAUGUGAAUGAUCUGAUUACAAACCGAUCAACCGAAGAGUUCACUGUUCAAAGGAUUUCUGGGUUUUCCCUGUUUUCAAAAUUGAAGUUAGACAUUUUGUCAGCUCUGUUUCUUUUUUUUAUUUUUAAAAUGCAUUUUCAUUCUUGUGUGGCGAAGCUUUCAAGCUGCUUUAGUGAUCCGACUUUUAAAGCCACAGACUCUUAUUUGGUGACAGCAUUGAUGUUCCCUGAAUCAUUCAGGAGCUUCUCUGAAAAAGACGUCUCUGAACCGCAGCAUCCGUUGCCCCCGACGACCCCAAACCCCCAGUCAUCAAGGACAAACAUGACUUCAAAAUGGUGAUGAAGAAAAUUCCCUUUAUUUCCAUGGGUGGGUGCAUUUCAACACUUUUUGGAUUUAAAUGUAGCUAAAGGUUUACACGUGUCAGAUUUAUUGUACCUUUAGUUCAGUUUUUAGCACAAACACCAACAGCGGUAGAAUGUCGCUGAAGGCUAAACAAAACUGGAAAAAUAAUUUUGUUAAUGAGAAAACCAGAAUCCUUUAUGGUUGGAGCUGACUUAAAAGAGUGAAAUAAACAUACAAAAUCAUCA
Messenger RNA from Oryzias latipes (Japanese medaka), 1876 nucleotides. NCBI's taxonomy places the organism in Eukaryota, Metazoa, Chordata, Actinopteri, Beloniformes, Adrianichthyidae. The record is from RefSeq and is a predicted model, not a curated record.